This is a messenger RNA of Chara braunii, 1840 nucleotides long. The record is from the annotation of a GenBank genome assembly. NCBI's taxonomy places the organism in Eukaryota, Viridiplantae, Streptophyta, Charophyceae, Charales, Characeae.
GCCGUCAUCGACAACGCGGCAGCGUGGAGCGAGCACGCCGUCCGUCGAUCCACUACGAAAGACAUUGCCCGCACGCAGCGGGGUAUCGACAGCAGCCGCACGCAUCAGCGGAGUCGCGGCAGCGCCCGCCCGCAACAGCGUUGGGCGAUCGAAUAUGCCCAACCCCGCACCCACGCCCGAUGAUGAAUUGAGAGGCGAUCCCGCUUGCAGACCGGUGGUGCGUCUGCAGCCUACGGUGGAGAACAUAACAGAGGGAGUGUCGAACAUGAGGGCACACAGCGAUGGUGUCGACGAGAAUGGCGGUGCUGGCGACGAUGCCGACGAUGGAUACAGGGAGGACGUCGAAGCCGUUGACGACGACGGCGAUGCGCCUAUCCGGCCUUUGGGGAAGGACAUGCACCUUGUCGGCCUUGGGCACAACUACGGUCGGAUGCGAACGAAAGAAUGGAAGUGGGAGGACAUUGCGAAACGGAUGGCGAACGCGGGCUGUCCUAGAGAGGCCGAUGACUGCAUGAAGAAGUGGGACAAUCUAUUCCAGAAGUACAAGAAGAUACAAAGGUUCCAGAAUGCCAGCGGCGAGGCAGAUUUCUUCAGGCUGUCAAAUGAAGAGAGGAAGGACCACAAUUUCAAGUUUCGGAUGGAGAGAGCGCUCUACAACGAGAUCCAUGGAGGCAUGUUGGGAAACCACACCAUUUUCCCUCCCAACAUCGCAGACACAGGUAAUCCGGACGGCGAGCAGUUGCCGAGACGAGGAGCAGGCGGCGGGGAGUCUGUCGGUAGUGAGGCGGCCAGUGAUAGGUGGGCGGAAGAACGUUCUUCGCCGAGGGAGUCCGACAACAAUGUAGGCAAUGGGGCCCGAAGCAUGAAGCGGAAGAACACGCGACAGCAGGCGCUGGAGUCCAUCGCCGACGUCAUGGAUCGGCACGGCGCGCUGAUGUCCUCGACGAUGGAGUUCUCCAGCAAGCGACAAUGCAGCGUUUUGACGAGGCAGUGUGACAUCCUGGAGCAGGAAGUUGCAGUUCAAAAAGAGCACUACGCAGCAUCCGAUGAAACAAGCUACGCUGUAGUUAAGGCCUGCUGGUGCACGCCGCCUGCUUUGUGCGCGUCGUCGUCAUCAGAGAACUCUUCGCCAUCGCCACGGGCCGUCGUUUUUCGGAAGCGGCACAACCGUCUGUGCUCUCGUCCACCGCGCCUUCAAUCGUCGGUUGUCGUUGUUGAGUCGCGUUCGUCUUUUCGCAUCAAGCAGCCUGCGCUUCGAUCCACCACGUGGACAUCGACCGUGAAGUUCAUUAACUCGUAUCCAUCCCUGUGCCCUUGUGCGGCAAUCGACGGGCGGCGCCACAUCUUCCCGCUUCAGCUUUCACGGUGGCAGAUAAUGGCUCCGAGGCGAGGAGGCGGAGGUCAAGCUCGUGGCAAAAAACGUGAUGCAGUCACUGAACGGACGGCGGGCGGUUCAGGUGGGGGACGUCACACGACGAGGACGAAACGAUCACGUCAGGACGCGAGUUCUGUCAGUGGCGCGCACUUGGACGGCGACGGUUGGGGAAGACCAAAUGACGGCGAAGGCGAGAACGAGACGGGAUACGCCGCUAUGGAGGAGGUGGCGCGAAUGGAGCACGACCAGAUCACACAUGUUACGACGCCGCAAGGGAGACAUCGCGAGGAUGCAGGAACCGGGACAUUUGCGGCGACGCCACGUGUGCAAAAAGCACUCGGCGAACGAGGAUCUGGCGGUGCGGUGACGCCACGUGUACAACAAGCAGUCGGCGAUUGAGGAUCUGCUGGUGUAGGAGAUGCGGCCAUGCUUGGAGAUCAGGCGCAGGUUCGCGGCGCCGCUGCG